Seriola aureovittata is the source of this 3862-nucleotide messenger RNA. RefSeq names its product HNF1 homeobox a (gene hnf1a). Gene Ontology annotation, molecular function: DNA-binding transcription factor activity, RNA polymerase II-specific; RNA polymerase II cis-regulatory region sequence-specific DNA binding. The transcript has 10 exons. Gene Ontology annotation, cellular component: nucleus. The coding region runs from base 1734 to 3473 and encodes 579 amino acids. Gene Ontology annotation, biological process: regulation of transcription by RNA polymerase II; pancreas development; insulin secretion. The record is from RefSeq and is a predicted model, not a curated record. Lineage: Eukaryota; Metazoa; Chordata; Actinopteri; Carangiformes; Carangidae.
AGAAGAAGAAAAAUACUUUAGUUAUCCUACCUGUGGGGGAAGCUGAAAGUUCAAACAUGCCCACAGCUGGUUUUUAUUAUGAGGCUCAGGUCAGUGAGUUUUAAAAUUACAUUAUUUUAGUUUUCUGUGACAUUAAGAUCCUUAACUCAAAAUCAAAAUGAAAGGAAAGGUGAGUGUUUGUGGAGAUGAGUGGUAACAAAGAUAAGAGAGUAGUUUCAAUAUCAACAGGUGAGUAAAUGAAGUGUAAAAUAAUAACAUAGCGGUAAUAACAGAAGAUUAUUCUUGAAGCACUAAUCAAACCAAAAAGUGCUUUACAAGGAAAAUUAAAAAGUCACAAUACAGAUACAAAGUCAUAUUCACACGCAAAGAGUGAGAAUAGUAAACCAUAAAAUAUUUUACCAGUGGUGGAAAGUAACUUACUCAAGUGUUGUACAGCACUUUUUACUCCACUACGUUUAUUUGACAGAUAUAAUUGCUAUUCAUGUUUCAUAUAAAGAUUUUUCCAUGCAAACAUACAAGCUUAUGAAAUACAACACAUUGUUAAAUAUUGAGCCAGAGGUCCCCAAGCGUUUUGGCUUGUGUACUCUCAUAAUAAAUCAGUGUCUAUUUGGGGUUACAUUUCUGAUGUCUAAGAAUUGUUUGCAGCUCCACUAAAGAUACAUUGAUUUCACAUGGCUUCAUUUUAAUAUGGUUUUGAAUAUCUAACCAAACAUAAAAAAGUUUAAACUAGCUCCACCUCAACCAGCAAGAAAAAAUAAAAAUACAAUGCAAUUUUCACAUUAAUGUUCAAUAUUAAUAAUUUAAUAUCUUAUGUAAUAAUAUACAAAUCACAGUUUUGGGUUUGAUACUUUAAGUAUUUUGUGAUAAUACUUCUGUACUUUUACUUAUGCAGGAUUUUGAGUUUUUUUUUUUUUUAGCAAACUGUAUACAAGCAUAAAAACACAUACAUGCAAAGAAACAAAAAACAAAUAAAAAGAAAAAGUAAUUUAAAAGAGGAUACUGAUUUUAAAACAAUAAAAAAUAAUAAUGAUGUAAUAGCCCACAACAUUAGGUGACUGUGGUACAGAGAUACAUUCCCAGACUGGGCUGCUCUGAUGUAUAGAUGACACAACAGCACUCUCAAGUGGCGCAUAUCACAGGUGAAGCCAUGUUUCUGUUCAGUUAAUCUAAUGUUGGUCGGUGCCUUUAUUGUGUUAAACUUGGCCUACAAUUGACUGUUUUAACCAAAUGCUUCAAAAUUCAAGUUUGGAAAUAUCUACAAUUCAAACAAAAGGAUGAUUUUGUUUCCCCCAAAAGUCACUUUCAGUGUGAAAUCAGAAAUAUCUGCACCUCACAACUUUUCUGUUAUGUUUUCUUUGUCUUCUAAGUCUGCGCUCAGAGGUUAUCUGUUUGCCUUCGCAGCUUUGUUUGCCACAGCAACAUCCCUUCACAUUUAUUUAUUGUUUUUAAAUUGCACUUUGGUCACUGUUGGGGACUGAGGGAGGGAGGACAAAGUUCACAGGGCGCAUGUAAGGAGGAGGGGGUGAAGAGGAGGAAGGUUAAAAAAAAGAAAAAAGAAGAAAAUUGACCUUUGAAAGCAAAACAGCAGGUGGAGAGCUAAAACCAGACAGCUCAGGAGGAAAUUCAACACAGAGGAAAAUGAAAGUAUACGUUCUGUGGAGCUGAAGAGGGACUACAGAUAUAAUGAGGCCCAACGCUGGCUGCCUGGCUCUCAUUUGAGUGUGGUAGUGCACAUGAGAGCAGUGUUUGUUCGCGAGGCAGUGGCGAGGAAAGGCAACAGACUAAUGGAGGGAGAGGAUACUACCAGGGCAGCCAAGGCGAGGCCGAGCCGUCUGACUGCCCUUCAGGAGCAGCUGAUCUGGGCCCUGCUGGGAUCUGGACUGUCUCGGGACGUCCUGGUCCAAGCCAUGGGGGAACUGGAGCAAGACAGGGCGAGCGCUGGCGCCGAGAGGGGAGAGAGGGGGGAUGGAGAGAGCUCCGAGGAGGGAGAAAUGGAUUUCCCACCGCCCAUAUUCCGUGAGCUGGAGAAGUUUCCCCCAGAGGAGGCAGCCAAACUGAGGGUUGAAGUCGACCGGCUACUGCAGGAGGACCCCUGGCAUGUUGCAAAAAUGGUGAAAAGCUACAUGCAGCAGCACAACCUCCCUCAGAGAGAGGUGGUGGAGUCCACAGGACUCAACCAGUCCCACCUCUCCCAGCACCUCAACAAGGGCACGCCCAUGAAGAACCAGAAGAGAGCUGCUCUGUACAGCUGGUACGUCAAGAAGCAGUGCGAGAUCAGCCAGCAGUUUACCAAUGCCAAACAUGGCCUCGCAUCACUGGAGGAGCAAGGAGAAGAUACCAAGAAAGGCCGGAGGAACAGGUUCAAGUGGGGUCCAGCAUCCCUGCAGAUCCUUUUCCAUGCCUACGAACGACAGAAGAACCCCAGCAAGGAGGAGAGAGAGGGGUUGGUGGAGGAGUGUAACAGGGCAGAGUGUCUCCAGAGGGGGGUGUCCCCCUCUCAGCUGGCUGGACUGGGCUCCAACCUGGUAACUGAAGUUCGGGUGUACAACUGGUUCGCCAACCGCCGCAAAGAGGAGGCCUUCCGUCACAAACUGGCCCUCGACACGCCUUUCACCAACCAAUCUGCCUCAUCUUCCAACCUCAACCUUCCACCAAGUCCCGAGCACGGUGUGAAAUACAGCCAGCAAAUCCUAUGUGACACUGUGAGCUCAGCCAGGGGUAGCGGAGGAGAGAGAGUGGGACGUCUUGCAGUCAGCCCUGUCCAACUGGAGCCAAGCCACACACUCCUCGAGACCCACAACCCCAAGCCGGUGUCCAGUGGAGGCCCACUGCCCCCAGUAAGCACUCUGACCUCCCUACACAGUCUGUCUGCCUCCCCUGCUUCCUCACAGGGCCUCAUCAUGGCCUCACUGCCCAGCAUCAUGAGCCUGGGGGAGUCCUCACUUCUCAUUGGUUUAGCCUCCACGCAGCCUCAGACCGUACCUGUUAUAAACAAUGUAGGGGGAGGUUUCACAACGCUUCAGCCAAUCUCAUUCCAGCAGCAGCUUCACGCCUCUCCACAGCAGCCAAUAUCACAGCAGCUUCAGAGUCACAUGGGCGCCAGUCCAUUCAUGGCAACCAUGGCACAGCUGCCAUGUCACAUGUACAACAAGUCGGAUUCGCCCCAGUACCAUUCAUCCAGUCUGCUGUCACAAGCCAUGGUCAUCACUGACAGCAGCAGCCUGGGGACCCUGACCAGCCUCGCUGCCGUCAGACAGAUUCUAACAGCAGAUCCUGAGGAACAGACGGACCCACCUUUACAGGAGGAUUCUCUGCAUCUGCAGCCAAACACACCUGUGCCAGCAUCUUCUGAGAGCUUGGAGCUGUACCCUGCCUCUCAGACGACAGACAGCCAUCAGUCCCACCUCCUCUCGCCUUCACCAACAGAUAUCAGCUCCUACAUUCCUACACAAAUGGUCUCGACUGCACAGUAGAAGCGCUGUGGGAAUGUAGCGUCUCCUCACUAUCAGCUGGACUCAGUUUUGUGACAGACAGCUACCUCUGGUGUUAAGCUCCCACAGAAACCUGGAGUCACGGGGACAUGAUGUUUCAAAGACUCUCGGACGCAAACGCCAUACAACUGCAAUGUGAACAAGGAUGCACGUUAAAGAUGUGGAAGAUUUGAUACUCAAGAGAAUCAACUGAAAAUCAACACAAAAAUGUAUUUUUAUUAAAAUAAUGUUUUGUAAUAUUCAGAAAUUGUAAAUUCAGGUGAAACUUAUGAAGCACUUGUUACCUGCAUUAUUUUUUAACUCACUGCCUUGAAAUGCUUUUUUCACAUUUUAAUGAGUCUCUUUCAAAGUAAAGGCUAUUUGAAGAAUAA